AUGCGCGACGACGCGACGCCCGACGCGGUCGAGUUUCGCGGCGUCGACGAUCUCGGACGCGACGUCGGGACGCACGAAGCGUUCUGGGCCGAGGUGGCGAAAAAGCGCUCGCACGGCGCCGACGGGAGCAAACCGACGUUUUACGCGAAGGGGAUCGAGUACUGGGACGGCGUCGCGCCCGACGUCGACGGCGUGCUCGGUGGGUUCGCGCACGUGAGCGCGCCGGACGCUCGGGACAACGCGAAGCUGCUGGAGGACCUGCGGGGACGGGGACGAGGCGGCGCGAAGGCGAACGGGACGAAGACGACGGCGUUGGAUUGCGGCGCGGGCGUCGGACGGGUGACGAGCACGUUUUUGAUCGAAAAAUUUGAUGAAGUCGAUUUAGUGGAGCCGUGUCGACACUUUUUGGACGCAGCGGCGGCGGAUGCGUUGGUGCGAGGGGACGGACGCGCGGACGGGCAUCGCGCGAAGCGCUUCGUCGCGGAACCGUUGGAAAGUUUCGUUCCGGAGCGCGAGAGAUACGACGUGAUUUGGAUUCAGUGGUGCAUCGGGCACUUGACGGAUGAUGACUUCGUGGCGUUUUUGCGUCGUUGCAAGGAUGGUUUAAGGGAAAACGGCGUCAUAGUCAUGAAGGAGAACAACGCGGCGAGCGGAUUCAUUUUAGAUUUGGAAGACUCGUCCAUCACUCGUUCGCACGAGUAUUUGCUGCACAUCAUCAAUCGCACAGGCAUGCGCUGCCUCGAGCAUCGUUUGCAGACUGGGUUUCCACCCGAGUUGUUCGCGGUUCGCAUGUACGUCAUAGUCCCUUCGUCCUCGUUCCGUCGUGUUGGAAUACAAAAUUCUUCUCGCUAG
This is a messenger RNA of Ostreococcus lucimarinus CCE9901, 852 nucleotides long. RefSeq lists its product with no specific name. The coding region runs from base 1 to 852 and encodes 283 amino acids. Gene Ontology annotation, molecular function: methyltransferase activity. Gene Ontology annotation, biological process: N-terminal protein amino acid methylation. NCBI's taxonomy places the organism in Eukaryota, Viridiplantae, Chlorophyta, Mamiellophyceae, Mamiellales, Bathycoccaceae. The record is from RefSeq and is a predicted model, not a curated record. The transcript has a single exon. Gene Ontology annotation, cellular component: cytoplasm.